Messenger RNA from Galeopterus variegatus (Sunda flying lemur), 1464 nucleotides. It is a transcript of the gene GLOD4, whose product is annotated as glyoxalase domain containing 4. NCBI's taxonomy places the organism in Eukaryota, Metazoa, Chordata, Mammalia, Dermoptera, Cynocephalidae. The record is from RefSeq and is a predicted model, not a curated record. Bases 73 to 969 code for a protein of 298 amino acids. The transcript has 9 exons.
GUCAGCGGCCCGUUGAGUCUUCUGUGGGCAGGGCUGCGGUGUGCGCGUGACUGCUGUGUGGCGACGGGAGUCAUGGCUGGUCGCCGAGCUCUCCACUUCGUGUUCAAAGUGGGAAACCGCUUCCAGACGGCGCGUUUCUAUCGGGAUGUCCUGGGGAUGAAGAUUCUGCGGCAUGAGGAAUUUGAAGAAGGCUGCAAAGCUGCCUGUAAUGGGCCAUAUGAUGGGAAAUGGAGUAAAACAAUGGUGGGAUUUGGGCCUGAGGAUGAUCAUUUUGUUGCAGAGCUAACUUACAAUUAUGGCAUUGGAGACUACAAACUUGGCAAUGACUUCAUGGGUAUCACGCUCGCCUCUAGCCAGGCUGUCAGCAAUGCCAGGAAGCUGGAGUGGCCACUCACUGAAGUUGCAGAUGGUGUUUUUGAAACUGAGGCCCCAGGAGGAUAUAAGUUCUAUUUGCAGAAUCGCAAUCUGCCUCAGGCAGAUCCUGUAUUAAAAGUAACUCUAGCAGUGUCUGAUCUUCAGAAGUCCUUGAACUACUGGUCUAAUCUACUAGGAAUGAAAAUUUAUGAAAAAGAUGAAGAGAAGCAAAGGGCUUUAUUAGGCUAUGCUGAUAACCAGUGUAAGCUGGAGCUACAGGGCAUCAAGGGUGCAGUUGAUCAUGCAGCAGCUUUUGGAAGAAUUGCCUUUUCUUGCCCCAAAAAAGAGUUGCCAGACUUAGAAGACUUGAUGAAAAGGGAGAACCAGAAGAUUCUGACUCCCCUGGUGAGUCUGGAUACUCCAGGGAAAGCAACAGUACAAGUAGUCAUUCUGGCCGACCCUGAUGGACAUGAAAUUUGCUUUGUUGGGGAUGAAGCAUUUCGAGAACUUUCUAAGAUAGAUCCAGAUGGAAGCAAAUUGUUGGAUGACGCAAUGGCGGCUGAUAAAAGUGAUGAGUGGUUUGCUAAACAAAAUAAACCAAAGGCUUCAGUUUAAUGGAUGACAUCAUGUGGAACAAGCAUCUGUGAUUCCUGUCCAGCACCUCUGAGGCCUGAUGUGUUUGUCCGUGAUACUCUUAAAUUUGGUUGUUUCCUGUAUAAGCAAGGAGGCUUGGGUGGUGAAGAUUUGUGUGUUUCAAUCUUUGAAAGUUCUGGUAUGCUUUAGAAAUGAAAUCCAAUUAUCAUUCAUCCAGGUAAAGAGAACCCUUGCUGUAAUCUGCACGGUCACUGGAGUGGCACAUUCUGUGUGUAACUGUAUUAGAUUACUUACUGUAUUAGAUUAUCCCCAGACUGGGAUAGCUGUAUGCGAUAUUAUAAUGGUAAUACUCCUAGCAUCUGGUAAUAUGCUGUUCUAAUAUCUUACUCUGGUAGAUGUUGACAUUUAAAAAUUUUUUUUUAAAAAUUUAUUUUGUUGGACCAACAGAUUCAGUUAACACUCCCGUCUUACUUGCUUUUACAUUUUGAGUAGCCAGAGAAAACAUACAGGAAGGAU